AUGCAGCUCCUGGUGAGGGUGCCGUCUCUUCCGGAGCGGGGCGAGCUGGACUGCAACAUCUGCUACCGGCCCUUCAACCUCGGGGACCGCGAGCCCCGCCGCCUCCCCGGGACGGUGCGCGCCCGCCGCGGCCACACGCUCUGCACCGCCUGUCUGCGCGAGUCGGCGGCGCGUGGCGACGGCGGCGGGGCGGCCGCGCGCGCAGUGCGUCUGCGCCACGUCGUCAUGUGCCCCUUCUGUCGCGCGCCCACCCCGCUCCCGCGCGGCAGGGUCACUGAAGUCGCUGUCGACCCGGGCUUGUGGUCGCGCUUGGAGGCAACAGCGCGGGCCGCGCACGAAUCUAGUGGAGCGGGUGGUCCGGUUCGGGAAAGCGGCGAUGUGGACCGAGAGGCCGAUGGAGGAAAAGGAGAGAAGGGGGCGGGGCCUAGGAGCGCGGGAUGGCGUGAGCUCCUGCGGCCCUGGGCCCGGGGGCUGGCACCCGCGCGCAGGUGGCGGCGCCCGCUGCCUAGCAACGUGCUGUACUGUCCGGAGAUCAAGGACUCGGCCCACAUGACCCGCUGCACGCUGUAACCGCGGAACCCUGAAGCCACGGAAGAAGAAAGGUGGGAGCUGCAUUCUCGGGGCGCGCUGUACUACAAGGAACUGGUACCAAGCCCACCCCCUGUCAUAUCCCGGAUUGCCACGAAUGAGGGAGGUGAGCCAAGGGCAGGAGGGAACGCCCUGGGAGGUGAUGCUGCGCUGGGUAGGCUCCUAGACGAAUCGCCCCCAUCUACUGACUCUGCCAGCCUUGCAUAUUCAGGAUGGAAUGGCCCAGGGAGGAUAGAAACAAAGUCUACGUUCCCGUGGGAAGAAGACAGACUAUUUCCCUAGCUGUGACUUUGGCUUUUGUCCAGGGCAGCUCUGGUGUGUGGGAGCAACAGGUCCCAUUUUAGCAAUUCUGUGUCAAUGAUUUGAAAGUUUAAAAAAGAUGGAACAGGAGAGAAGAGGCUGAUUUCCAUGUCAUAUUAAUCUCACUUCUCUAGCACCUAAGAGAACUGAGAAAAAUAAACCAUACCCACCCUACUCCCUCCGCUGGUAUGCCUACUAGUUUCCCCAUUCCCAGUACUGUGUUCCUAAAAUUGUCAAGACGCAUCCCCACCUAUGAAGUUAGGAGCCUCGCUUCAUUUCAGAAUCUCCCUUCAACCUGUUAGGGCAGGUAUGACAACGUCCAAAGGGCAUUUAUCCGAGUCACCUCAUUAGGGCCUAUCAAGGAUAGGAGGGAGAGCCAUUUGGCAACGGCAGUGAAUUGUAAACUUUUGAUAUUAUUUUUACAGCCACAAGGAAACACUGUCACUACUGAAAAAAGAUGCUCAUCAUACAAUUUUAAACUUGUGUCCCAUAUUUAGACAUCACCUAUUUCAGGGCAGGGGUUCAAUUUAAAAGUCCUGUUCGUUAUCUCGUGAUCGUAGAGUUACAGUCAAGGACCAGCAGCAUCAGCAUGACUGGGAGCCUGUUGGAAGCGCAAAAUCUCAGGAUUCCACUUCUGACUUACAGAAUUAGACUCUGCAUUUUAACAAGAAUCCCAGGUGAUCCAUUUAAAUAAAAAUUUAAGCAGCACUGGUCCAGGUCCUAGACUAUGUUGCAUUUUCCCCUUAGUUAAAAAGGGGAACUUAUUAAGAAUAAACCUCAAUUUUUCUAACUAUGUUUUUACCUUUUUCCUUUCCUUAAGUCUGAAGUCUCAGCUUAAAUAUUCCCUCUUUAGGGAGGUCUUUCUCAGCUUUCAAUCUGGUGUAGCCCCCCUCCCUCGCCCUCUGUAAUACAAUGCCUUGUUUUAUUUUUUCACUACUUUUAUUUUCUGAUAUGUGUUUUGUUGGUGUCCUGCACUACAGUGUAAGCUCCAUGACAGCAGUGACUAACUUGUGACUGUUGUAUCUGCAAGGGCAACAGCAGUGUUUUUAACAUGUACUCAAUAAAUGCUUGUUGGAAUUACAUUUUUUAAUAUAA
This is a messenger RNA of Balaenoptera ricei (Rice's whale), 1983 nucleotides long. It is a transcript of the gene RNF227, whose product is annotated as ring finger protein 227. Gene Ontology annotation, molecular function: ubiquitin protein ligase activity. Gene Ontology annotation, biological process: protein ubiquitination. NCBI's taxonomy places the organism in Eukaryota, Metazoa, Chordata, Mammalia, Artiodactyla, Balaenopteridae. The record is from RefSeq and is a predicted model, not a curated record.